Molecule: messenger RNA, 1435 nt
Organism: Ilex paraguariensis (yerba mate)
Lineage: Eukaryota; Viridiplantae; Streptophyta; Magnoliopsida; Aquifoliales; Aquifoliaceae
Source: the annotation of a GenBank genome assembly
AAAAAAAAAGGGACUCGAAUCGAAUGGCGUUCCUUUAACACACCACAAACUCAUUCACUGAAUAUUCCUUUGGAAUCAAACAUUCUCACAAAUCACAAUGCCUUUCCCUUCCUAUAUAAACCCUGCCUCCUCGGUGCCUUUCAGAACCAAGAACUUCUUAGUGUUAAAUCCUAGAUUUAUUUGGGGAGUUUGAGGUUUCAAAAACAGCUUUUGGGUACUAGAAUGGCCGGAAUUGUGGUGGUUUUCGACUUUGACAAGACGAUCAUCGACUUGGACAGUGAUAAUUGGGUCGUGGACGAGUUGGGUGCCACUCAAUUGUUCGAUCAACUUCUUCCUUCCAUGCCUUGGAAUUCUCUCAUGGAUAGGAUGAUGAAGGAGCUUCAUUCCCAAGGCAAAACUAUUGGGGACAUUGAAGAGGUACUCAAUAGGGUUCCUUUACAUCCCCGGAUUGUCCCUGCCAUCAAAUCUGCCCAUGCUUUAGGAUGUGAUCUGAGGGUAGUUAGCGAUGCUAAUCUGUUCUUCAUCGAGACAAUUUUGAACCAUCUUGGGAUAAGGGAUUGUUUCACCGAAAUCAACACGAACCCGGGUUAUGUUGAUGAGGAAGGGAGGCUAAGGAUCGUACCUUACCAUGAUUUUCAUUCUUCUCCUCAUGGCUGCAAUCUUUGCCCACCAAACAUGUGCAAGGGUCUGAUAAUAGAAAGGAUCCAAGCUUCCAUGAAUAAAGAGGGAAAGAAAAAGAUCAUCUACCUAGGAGAUGGAAGUGGUGAUUUUUGCCCAAGCUUGAAGCUGAAGGAGGGUGAUUAUAUGAUGCCAAGGAAGGAUUUCCCAGUAUGGGACUUGAUAUGCAAAAAUCGCAUGCUUUUGAGGGCAGAAAUCCAUGAAUGGACCGAUGGAGAAGAGCUUGAACGCGUGUUGCUCCAACUUAUUAACGACAUUUCUAUCGAAGAGAAGCACACCACUAACUCUACCCAGUUAUUAUCGGGUGACUGCAAAUUUCAGACAAUUCCGAUAUCUACUCAUGAAGCCUUGCCUCUUGCCCUCCCUGUUCGUUACUAGUUGCCAACAAUUUAACUAGCUUUGGCCAAAGCCAAAGCUAUUUGCAGAUUUUUUGUCUUGCUUUCCGCUUUGAUUGUGGAUUUUCUAAGCUUAAAUAGUUGCGUUGACCUGAAACUGUUCGAGGAAAAUUAUGGCAACCACUAAUUUGCUACUACUUUUUGUAAAGUUAUGUUUGGUGUACGCGAUAAUUCCUGUAAUAGUUUGAGACAGCGAUCUUUAAGUUGGUGAACCUGAAACAACAGGGUCAAAAAAAAAAGUUAGGUGAGCACCCGGUUUAUCUCCUCUGAAGCUAAAGUUAGUCUAAGGUCGAAGGGUUUAGCUCAAUGGACAAUCUUUUUCUGAUUCAAAUUUGUGUAUCUUUGUCCAUUUUUCUGAGGAG